AUGUCGACCGUAUCUCAAGGCGCAAAGGUUUACCUUAUCCACACUACACAACAUACUCGCCCUUUCUUGACGACUGUACCUUUCAUAGCUCGUGAUUUCGCUGCAUGGGGACACCGUGUCGAUCACCACCCCGCAGACUCGGCAUACAUCGCUGAGAUUCGAUCCCGCGAGGAUGUGGAACAUAUGAACCGCAAGGACCGCGGUGGAAGCCGGAGGACGAAGCUGAUGGAGAUAUGGGCAACCGAAGCUGUCCGCAGGAAACGAAGGCAGCGAAGAGAAGCCCGUGGCAUCGAAAUCGAAACAUCGAUGGGAGAGGGCGGCUUCGGACCGCAAGAUGCCAGAGUGAAGAAGGCUGGUGAUUUGGUGCAGGAUGUCAUCGAUGGCGUGGCUUCAUUCGACCAAGUCGUCUUGGAGUUCCACGACUAUGAAGAGAUCAGAAAGGAAGUUCUAGUCCAUGCGGUAAACAGCGCUAUCGGCAAGAACGAAGGCAGAAUGGGCAAAGUGGAAAGAUGUCCGAGAACAGCCAUGAAGCGCGUGAUUCUAUGGGUUGACGUCGCAGAUGUCUUCUUCGGAGACGUAGUACAAGACGAACGCAAUGUGGAAGACAGAGAUCCUGUGCCGAAGUACGAGAGAGGAGAAAGGCCGCCGGUGUAUGCGGAAGAGAGAUAG
Messenger RNA from Alternaria hordeiaustralica, 669 nucleotides. RefSeq lists its product as uncharacterized. The transcript is spliced from 2 exons. NCBI's taxonomy places the organism in Eukaryota, Fungi, Ascomycota, Dothideomycetes, Pleosporales, Pleosporaceae. The record is from RefSeq and is a predicted model, not a curated record. Bases 1 to 669 code for a protein of 222 amino acids.